AUGGCUCUGACUGGGGGGUGGGGGUGCUUUCAGGAUCUGGGGAAGCGUCUGUUCAAACGGCGGCGCGUUCUGGGGCAGGAGAAGAAGAAGAGGCACCAGAUCGUGGGAGCCAUCGUGGACGAAGGUCUCAUCACCGUCCACCACCUGAAGAAGAGACGUGGAGCCAACACCACCGAAGAAGAAGCCCCCCCCGGCCCCCGCCCAGAAGAAGAAGAAGCAGAAGCAGAAAAUGGCCGCCGACGUGGAGAUGGCCGACGUGGACUGACCCGCCUACGGAGGCCCGGGGGGGCCAAAACCAGAGACCAGACCAGAGGGGGGUCCCGGGUCUGGUCCAGGACCAGGAACCGGGUCCUGGACCCGCUCGGACCCCCAGCUGUGGCCACGGAGGUCCCUGAAGGCACCAUCGGACUGGGGAGGCCUCUGAUUGGCUCAUUAAACGCUGCUUCCUCCCACUUCCUGUUUGGCUUAAAUGGUUCUGGAGGAGACCCAGAGCUACAGGGUCCAGUUUUACUGAAGACCCAGAGACCGGGUCCAGUUCUAGAGGAGACCCAGAUCCACAGAGACCUGGGUCCAGUUCUAGAGGAGACCCAGAUCCACAGGGUCCAGGGCCGUCUCACCUGUUCCAACACCCGGACUGGACCAAGACCGGAUCCGGCUGGAGACCCGGACUGGAGAACCGGCUGGUUUCCGGCUAGUCCUGGACUCCUGGCUGGACCUGGACCCCGGAUAGAGGGACUAGACCCCCUUCUGGAGAGGCUGGACCCGGACUGGACCUGGACCCCCUUCUGGAGACGCUGGACCCGGACCGGAUCCGGACUGGAGACCCAGCUGGUGUCCCGGCUAGUCCUGGACUCCUGGCUGGACCUGGACCCCAACUAG
Messenger RNA from Menidia menidia (Atlantic silverside), 879 nucleotides. The record is from the annotation of a GenBank genome assembly. NCBI's taxonomy places the organism in Eukaryota, Metazoa, Chordata, Actinopteri, Atheriniformes, Atherinopsidae.